Acipenser ruthenus (sterlet) is the source of this 3744-nucleotide messenger RNA. RefSeq names its product junctophilin-3-like. Gene Ontology annotation, biological process: regulation of synaptic plasticity. Gene Ontology annotation, cellular component: junctional membrane complex; endoplasmic reticulum membrane; plasma membrane. The record is from RefSeq and is a predicted model, not a curated record. Lineage: Eukaryota; Metazoa; Chordata; Actinopteri; Acipenseriformes; Acipenseridae.
UCAUACUUUCCUGAUUUAAAAUCUAUAUAAAAUAUAUUUUAUUAUUAUUUAAGAUCUAUUUAAAAUAAUACACUUUCCUUGAUUUUAAGAUCUAUUUAAAAUCAUACACUUUCCUUGAUUUUAAGAUCUAUUUACAAUCAUACUUUCCUGAUUUAAGAUCUAUAUAAAAUAUAUUUUAUUAUUAUUUAAGAUCUAUUUAAAAUCAUACACUUUCCUUGAUUUAAGAUCUAUUUAAAAUCAUAAAUGUUGGAAAAACACUCUUAUUUAAGUAAAACUUUACAAUUGACUAACUUUACAAACUUUACAUCCCCCUCCAAAGUAACACAUUCUACUUCUGAAAAUCUUUUUUUUUCAAAGAAAUAUAUAAAAUCUUAUAUUCUCCAAAAACUCAAUAAAAAUUCUGUUAAGAUUUCAAAGUUGACGCUUGAUUGACAAAUCAGGCUGUAAACUUUACACCAGAAACUUUACUAACUCUUGUAACAACAGAGUCCUUUACAUCAAGACAAUACUCCCUAUACAGAAGUAUUUAAAACCAGUAAAACUACUUCUCAAAAGGUAUUUCAAAGUAUUUUUUAAACCAGCAACCUUGGAGACCUUGUAAGAAUGACACAAUAUCAGAAACAUUACUAAUUUACAAAGUAUUUUAACCCAGUAACACUGUAUACGAAAAUAACUCUUUGUUAAAAAUAGUAAAGUUGCUUGAAACACAGUUAGGUUUUUGUAGUUGAUUAAUUUUUGUUUUCCUUUUAAAAAGUUCAGAAAGUAUUUAAGAAUCUCAGAGUAAGGAAUUGCAACGUUAAUUCACUUUUAAUUGUAGUUUUAAUUAUUAUUAUUAUUAUUAUUAUUAUUAAUAAUCUCUUCAUACUGGGUUUAGAAGAAGUACUGGUUUUGCAAUGCCACCUUACUGGUUUGAUGCUGUGUAUUCUAUAGUAAACUGGUUUUGCAGACUUGAUGAGGACUAACUCAUAACCGUUCUUACUGGUUAAACAAAAGCCUGUUUAGUGGUUUACGAAUCUGUUACUGGGUAAACGAACCCUCCCUCCUAAUAUAACCCCCCCCCCCCCAAUACUGGUAUUGCCUGUUUUAACAUAUACUGGUUUUCAGCUUCUCUUACUGGUUAAACAAACUUUUCUACUGUUUUUUUUAUCUCAUCCCUUAGUUGCUUUAUACUGGUAUUUUUUACCAUUAAUUGACUUGUGUUAAUAAAUUUGCCUCACUGGUAUAAGUAUCAUCACAGAUCCCCUUACCGGUCUUGAACUGGGUAAAUCCCAGUUGCAUGUUUUUAAGCAGCUGUUUACUGGUUUUCAGUCGCAUCUCAGACUAGUUUAAACAAAGGAGCUUUACUGGUUUUAAGAAGUAUUCUUACUGGUUUUAAGAAGUAUUCUUACUGGGUUUAAGAAGUAUCUGAUUUUUUUCAGCCAUAUUCCUACUGGUUUAAAGAAAUAUUCUUACUGGUAUUCAGUCACGCCUUGAACUGGUUAAACACAUCACCCUUACUGGUUUAAAUGUAACCUUUUUCAGACAUUCUCACAGUGGUUUAAAUAAAUAUCCUUACUGGUUUUGAAACACAUCCUUACUAGUUUAAGUAGCUAUUUACUGGUUUUACUUACUGGUCACCAGCCACGUCUUCAACUGGUGAAACAAAGUGCUGUUACAGGCUUUAAAAAAUAUCCUUACUGGUUUUUCAACAUUAUCCAGUCAUUAACUGGUUAUACAAAGGAGCCUUACUGGUUUUAAAUAAAUAUCCUUGCUGGUUUAAAGGACUAUCUUUACUGGUUUUCAGUCUCAUUCUGAACUGGUUAUUCAAAGGACCCUUACUGGUUUUCAAAACUAUCCUUACUGGUUUGAAUACUGGUUUACCAGCCGCGUCUUUCGACAGGGAAGCAAGUGGGCUGUUUGAAAAUAAAUAUCCUUGCUGGUCUAAACAAAUACCACUGGGCUCAAAGCAGCGUGAUUUAAGAGAGACUCCCUUUAAGUUUUGAACUAGCUGACAGGUGCUCCGCCCCAUUCCGAAUCUCACCAGUGACCACCCCCCCCCAAGUCACGUGCAUGAGUGGAGGGGGGGGCGGGGUGUUUGACUUUGCGGAUGGGGGCAGUUACCUGGGGGGCUGGGAGGAGGGGCGUGCGCACGGCCUGGGGCUGUGCAAGGGCCCUGGGGGAGAGGGGGAGUACGCGGGGAGCUGGGAGCACGGGUUCGAGACUCUAGGGGUGUACAGCACCCCCCGCGGCAGCUCCUACCUGGGCCAGUGGUCCCAGGGCACGAGGCACGGCCUGGGGGCCGAGAAGAGGGAGGGGCCUGGCGGCCCUCAGCGAUGGAGCUACCUGGGGGAGUGGACCCAGGGCCACAGGGGCCCCCUGGGGGUGCGAGAGGCCAUCUCCGGGGCCCGGUACGAGGGGAGCUGGAGCCCCUCUGGACAGCAGAACGAAUAUGGGACCGAGACUUACACCGACGGAGGGACCUACAUUGGCCAAUGGGUGAACGGUAAGCGUCAUGGUUUUGGUGUGCGGCAGAGCGCCCCCUACAGGGAGGCCGCGGUGCUGCACUCCCCCCGCAGGUCCUCUCUGAACUCCGUGCGCAGCGACAAGGGUCCGGAAACCAGUAAAACCAGUAAGAAUAGCGCUCCCAGCCCAGCGGUGGCCACGCCCGCGACCACGGCUCAGCUGAACAACAACGGCAGUGCCGGACGGGAGCUGGAGGAGCCAGAGAGCAUUCCCGGCGUUCCAGGAGAGAACUUUCAAACCCUGCGGAAAACCAACCAGAAGAAAAUCGAAAACAGCGAAGCGAAUAAUCACAACCACACCCAGGAAUCCAAACCCAAUCCGCGGGCGACCCCCCCGUCUCACCGAAACACUCCCGUCCGCCCCCCCGCCUCUCUGGGGGCGUCCCGGGCUGGCUUCGUCCUGACCCAGCAGCUGUGCGCCCGCAGCCAGCCGGCGGGGGGCGGGGCCAGGAAGGGGGCGGGGCCAGCAGACGGGGGCAGGGGCGGGGCUGCGGAGAAAGACACUUUCUCCCGGAAGGGGCGGUCGCUGUCCGCCACGGCCGAGAACCAGCUGCAGCAGAAGGCGGGGAACGGAGGGAACAAGCCCGGAUUUUUCCUGCGGAGAACCUCUCUCCUCAGCGGCCUCCGCCUGGCCCGGAGAUCCGAAUCCAAGAAUUCCCUGUCCAGCAAGCGCAGCUCCCUGCGGAGCGCGAAUGAGGGCGAGGGGGAGGGAGAGGAGGAAGGGGGAAAGGAGAGAUCCCUUCUCGAUUCAGACCAGGCCUUGUUCCAGGUGUCCGACGGCUCCGUGACGGAGGUCUACUCUGGCGAGUGGCGACUGGAUAAGAGGUCCGGUUUCGGGCAAAGCCGCCGGUCGGACGGGCUGAGCUACGAGGGGGCCUGGCUGGGGAACCGUCGCCAUGGCUACGGCCGCACGGUGUUCCCGGACGGGAGGGUGGAGGAGGGGAAGUACCGGGGGGAACGAGCUGACGCUGGGGGGUCCCGUGGACGGGCCCGGCCGGGCCGUGACCAGGCUGAUUCUGCUGAGGCAGAGGAGCAAGGUGAAGGGGGAAGGUGGAGAGGGCCGUGCUGGAGGCCAGGGGGGCCGCGCUGAUCGCCAGGCAGAGAGAGGAGCUCGCCACUGCCAGGACAGUUCUCGCUCGGUUGAAGGCUGAAGCCGCUCUCUCUGCUGCGGAGAAAGCCCUUGAGGCUUCCAGAUUGGCCAAGACAGUAGCCAAUCAGCUUGCUCCAAUACUGCAUGACUGUG